This is a messenger RNA of Arvicola amphibius (Eurasian water vole), 3696 nucleotides long. It is a transcript of the gene Ppp3ca, whose product is annotated as protein phosphatase 3 catalytic subunit alpha. The record is from RefSeq and is a predicted model, not a curated record. The transcript has 13 exons. The coding region runs from base 614 to 2149 and encodes 511 amino acids. Lineage: Eukaryota; Metazoa; Chordata; Mammalia; Rodentia; Cricetidae. Gene Ontology annotation, molecular function: calmodulin-dependent protein phosphatase activity; calmodulin binding. Gene Ontology annotation, cellular component: cytosol; cytoplasm; calcineurin complex. Gene Ontology annotation, biological process: calcineurin-NFAT signaling cascade.
AUCGCGGGCGAGCGCGGCGGCGGGACGUCCACGGUGGCCGCGGCCCCGGCGGCGGCCGGCGACAAUCGGCGUGGGGAAGCAGCGGCGGCCACAGCGGCAGCCGCCUCUCCGCCACCGGGACGCCGAGGCGCGGCUGGCGGCGCUGACAUCCACGGCCCUGCCUCUCCUCUCUCGCCCCCGGCCCUCCCCAUGUGAUCGGUCUUAAUCCCGAUCGUGUGCGCGUGUGGGGGCUCCAUUGCGCGGCGCCCGGUGUCGGUGCCGGGGUGGGUGCUCGCGUGCGCUUCUCCUCCCCAUCCCCCGCCCCGUCCCCAAGAAUAAAAGAAGAACCGGGAGGCGUGCUCAGAAAAUAAAUAAAUAACCAGCACACACGCGCAGCCCGGAGCGAGGCGGCGGGGCUGGCGGCGGCGGAGGAGGAGUGAAGGCGGCGGCGGCGGAGGAGGGACGCUCGGAGCCGGCAGUAACUUUCGAGCCAGCCCAGAGCCCGGAGCUCCAGCCGAGCGGUUUGCAGCGCGGCGGCGGCGGCGCUGAGUGUCUAGCCCGCCGGUGCGGUCGGGGUGUGCAGUCGGACGGGACGAGCAGCGCGUCGCUGUCCCCCCCCUCCCGGCCGCUGGAGAUGUCCGAGCCCAAGGCGAUUGAUCCCAAGUUGUCGACGACCGACAGGGUAGUGAAAGCUGUUCCGUUUCCGCCAAGUCACCGGCUGACAGCGAAGGAAGUGUUUGAUAAUGAUGGGAAGCCGCGUGUGGAUAUCUUAAAAGCACAUCUCAUGAAGGAGGGCAGGCUGGAAGAAAGUGUCGCCUUGAGAAUAAUCACAGAGGGUGCUUCGAUUCUUCGACAGGAAAAGAACUUGCUGGAUAUUGAUGCCCCAGUCACAGUUUGUGGGGACAUCCAUGGACAGUUCUUUGACUUGAUGAAGCUCUUUGAAGUGGGAGGAUCCCCUGCCAACACUCGCUACCUCUUCUUAGGGGACUAUGUUGACAGAGGGUACUUCAGUAUCGAAUGUGUGCUGUAUUUGUGGGCCUUGAAAAUUCUUUACCCCAAAACACUGUUUUUACUUCGUGGAAAUCAUGAAUGUAGACAUCUAACAGAGUAUUUCACAUUUAAACAAGAAUGUAAAAUAAAGUAUUCAGAACGAGUUUAUGAUGCCUGUAUGGAUGCCUUCGACUGCCUUCCCCUGGCCGCACUGAUGAACCAGCAGUUCCUGUGUGUCCAUGGUGGUUUGUCCCCAGAGAUUAACACUCUAGAUGACAUCAGAAAAUUAGACCGAUUCAAAGAACCACCUGCUUACGGGCCCAUGUGUGACAUCCUGUGGUCGGACCCCCUGGAGGACUUCGGGAAUGAGAAGACUCAGGAACAUUUCACUCACAAUACAGUCAGGGGGUGUUCGUAUUUCUACAGUUACCCGGCUGUCUGUGACUUCCUGCAGCACAAUAACCUGUUGUCCAUCCUCCGAGCCCACGAAGCCCAGGACGCGGGGUCCCGCAUGUACAGGAAAAGCCACAACAAAGGCUCCCCUUCUCUGAUUACAAUUUUUCUCAGCACCAAAUUACUUAGAUGGUACAAUAACAAAGCUGCAGUGUUGAAGUACGAGAACAAUGUGAUGAACAUCAGGCAGUUCAACUGUUCUCCCCACCCAUACUGGCUCCCGAAUUUCAUGGAUGUCUUCACCUGGUCGCUGCCAUUUGUUGGGGAGAAAGUCACUGAGAUGCUGGUGAAUGUCCUCAACAUCUGCUCAGACGAUGAGCUGGGGUCAGAGGAAGAUGGAUUUGACGGAGCCACGGCCGCAGCCCGGAAGGAGGUCAUCAGGAACAAGAUCCGAGCAAUAGGCAAAAUGGCCAGAGUGUUCUCAGUUCUCAGAGAGGAGAGUGAGAGUGUUCUGACCCUGAAGGGCCUGACCCCGACAGGCAUGCUCCCCAGCGGAGUGCUUUCCGGAGGGAAACAGACCCUGCAAAGCGCUAUCAAAGGAUUUUCACCACAACAUAAGAUCACUAGCUUCGAGGAGGCGAAGGGCUUAGACCGAAUUAACGAGAGGAUGCCGCCUCGCAGAGAUGCCAUGCCCUCCGACGCCAACCUUAACUCCAUCAACAAGGCUCUCGCCUCAGAGACUAACGGCACGGACAGCAACGGCAGUAAUAGCAGCAAUAUUCAGUGACCACUUCCUGUUCACUUUUUUUUUUUUUUUUGAGCUGCAGGUCAUGAUGGGAUUGCUGCAUCUCAGCAGUUGGAUGUUCUUGCCUCUGACGGUAGCUUGUUUGCUCUGGGGGCCAGGAAUUGGAUUCAGUUUACACUAUCAUGAAAUAAAAAAAAAAGAGGGAGAGAGAUAAUAAACUAUAUUUUGGUGAGGGUGGUGAUUAAACACCUCUUUUGGGUAUGCCUUUAAAAAAUGCUUCUAGGAAAAAAGGUUUUAAAAAGAAAGCUAAUGCUAGUCCAUACUGCAAUGUUAGGGAAAUGAACGUGUUUUCCUACUACACUGGGGACUUCUAGAUAGGUUAAUGAAAGGCCUUUUACUCUGUUACUGGACACGAAAACUUUGUCUAAUUUCUUAUACUCUAUUGUACGUUUACAGUGCAGCACUAAAAAUGGAUGACAUCAAACAUUUUUAACGACAAAAAAAAUGAUGUACAAACUAAAUAAGGACUAUUUAUUGAUAAGGUUUUGCUACUUUCGUCAGACAAUGGCUAGAAACUGAAUUAGGCAGUCUUUAAAAAAAAAACCUGGAAAAAAAAAAGAAUGUUGCAAAUUUGUUAAAAUGCCAAAAAAGGACAGUUUAAUUUUGUAUAGCUCGUGCUUACCUCAGGUUCCUUUAGUUUGCUUGAAUGCCCUUCUUUCCGUAGAGCACUUAUUAAUUUGGCAGUGAAUACAUUUUCUUUAAGUUUUAAAAAAACUGGAAUAAUUACACCCAUCUUUUUUGCUGUUUAUAUUUAGGGGUUUUGUUGAUAAAUCAAGUCUCGGUUGUGGCUUGCUGAAUUCAAUAUUUAUGAGUGGUGCAUUUUUAAGUAUAGUGAACACGACACCAUAGUGCAGUGACGAAGCAUCUAUAUUCUGUAAAAAACAAAAACAAAAAAAAAUCUGCCUAUGCAUGUUUUUUAAGAAAAAAAAAUAAAAUGGCUGUAUCGGCCUGUAUGGGACUGUAAUGCGCUUAGUGGUCUGACAUAUACUGGAAAUGUAUGUAUACUGGCAUACUUUAUAUUCUCUAAAAUGCUUAAUGCCUUUGAAAUUUUGUAAUCAAAAAAAAGCUUUGAAAAAAUCUAAAGGGGAGAGUAUUCUUAAAAGUUUUUAACAUAAGCUUGUCAGUGCACACAUAGAUGGUUGGCAUGUUUAGCAAACUUUGUGAAAUUUAAAUAAGUUUGUAGUUACAUGUGAAACUCUAAAUGCAUGGUAACCGUUAAUGUCAUAACAAUUUAGUUAUUUUGUUCUGUUCUGUCAUGUGCCACAAAAAAUAUGUACUUUUUUCACUUUUUUUCCCUUUGUAUAUUAGUUACGGGUUACAACUGGUUCAUUCUGAAAACAACAACAACCAACAAAAGUCCAUUCAUAUUUUUUAACAAUUGUAUAAGUGCCCAAGUCAUUCACUACAGCCUAAAGCCUUGCCUUUGUAAUUUGACUUCUGAAAUGUUGGCAGUCAAAGCAUGCACCUGUAACCAUGACAAAGAAAAAGCAUUUUAUAUUACUAUUCAAUAAAAUGUGCAUGAACUUAAA